AUGAACAACUCAAGCGUGCAUGCAAAGCUGAACACAUCGCUCCAAAAGACCAUCGUCCUCUUUAGACAUCUUCCCUCAAAGGAAGGUCCCUGCAGUGGAAACACAUCUCGAGGACAACUUCAAAGCGGCGGCGCUGGACGAGCGUAUAAAUAUUGCCUUCUGUGGCCUUCAUCCUCCAUCCCUAACUCACUGCACUCACUGCCACUGCGAACACGCGCACAUCCCCUUAACAUUGAAAUCAACUAUCUGCUCAUCCAGAUGAACCAAUCCGCCACCCAUGCCUCCUCAUCGAACGGUUCCGAUUAUUCCAAUGGAACCCAAUGCAUGCCAAACACCGGCAUGUAUAUGGGUCAAUUUCACUGGCCCCAGCCCGCAUGCAUUCUUCAUUCAGGCUAUGCCCCUGCACACCCCCACAACCCGUACGGUGUUCCAGCUAAUGGGACGCAUGGCCCAUACGCACCCAUCACGCGUUUGCCUGGUGUGGGUGCAAGAGUUUCGCAUCACGCGUUCCAACCGAGACAAAAUGGUUGUCACCCCCCUGCAGUAGCCAAUGUCUCGUGUGCCACUCAUGUUGGUCCAUACCCACCGCUAACUACUGUUGCUCCUCCCCCACAACACCCAUCUGCGCCCCUCCUGUACUAUCAACUCUUGCCCUCUAUUUCUCUUCCAGGAGUCACGAACCCCUACGUUCUACCCAUACCGCACCAAGGAUGCCACCACCAGCAUCACGAGCCUGGGAUUGCAGCAGGACCUGCUUCCUCAUCUCUCCCUCAAGUACCAAAGCGCACUGCGGAAGACCUAGACCGCGUCAUCAAACGAAGAAAAGUAGUCCCCGGCGGGAUGAAGAACGACCCGUUGUUUAAACCCGUGCUAGAUCAAUUUGGUCAACCCAACGGGACAUUCACGUGUUCUAGGGACGGCAUGGUACUCAAUUCUGAAAGCUAUCUCAGGCAUAUCAGGACGCAAAAACACCUAGGCUUCAAACUAGAGAAAUUCAAAUGCUCCGAUUGUUCCAAAACGUAUACGAGAAACGAUGCGUACAAGAGACACCUCGUCAAUAGCAAGUGCGGACGGUCGACAGCUGUAUACACUCCUCCGUCGUACUCGGCUAGUCAGAACUCGACGAGUUCCGCUUCUGCCACGCCUGCGACAGCAGCACCUACCAUGGCGUUGACUCAUUCCUAUGCGCAUCCCAUGCUCUCCACGUCGAUGUCCCAGAACGUGCAGAUUGCAUCCCCAGCAGCUGGUGUUGCGCAAUCGUGUGGAAUCCCUGGCUCUGCGAAUCCUGUACUUUUCUCCCAAUUACCAUGGAAUGACAUGGUCACAGAACCUGCUGAAGAAGUUGGCGACGACGCUCAUUUUUGGGAGGCCAAUGAGAUCAAGGACGUUCAUGAGAUGUAGUUAUAUUUCACUUCUGUUACUGACUAUUUUCCUUGUUUUAUCAUCUGCUGUCAUUCAUUCAUGUAUGGCCUUUCUACCACUACACACAUUCUUUCUAUUCUCAUGGUAUAGCACACUUUGCAUUCAUUUGCACUAUUAGAAUCGCUAUUAUCGUUAUCAUUAUCAUUAUCAUCAUUAUGGUGACCUGAUCAUUCGUUGGUUAUAAUAUACACAGUUCUUGCAUGCUAGCUGGAAGGUCUAAACUAAAAACGAACGAUCAGGUGAGAUAAACCGAAUUGUGUCAUCACCCAUGGCCAGUCCCUUCUAAAGACGAACCUGACAAGGUCAUCCGUAUUGAUUAAUAUCAGAAACGUCGACACAUUUCCGCCAUCAAAUCUCGAGGGGUUGUUCAAGAUUUAAGUGAAG
Molecule: messenger RNA, 1806 nt
Organism: Suillus bovinus
Lineage: Eukaryota; Fungi; Basidiomycota; Agaricomycetes; Boletales; Suillaceae
Exons: 5
Coding region: 1-1401 (466 amino acids)
Source: RefSeq, a predicted model, not a curated record